Molecule: messenger RNA, 219 nt
Organism: Trametes versicolor FP-101664 SS1
Lineage: Eukaryota; Fungi; Basidiomycota; Agaricomycetes; Polyporales; Polyporaceae
Exons: 2
Coding region: 1-219 (72 amino acids)
Source: RefSeq, a predicted model, not a curated record
AUGGACGACGAACGAAGAGAUCGCUCCGACCGCCCGCCGAGAUUGAAUGAGGCAGAAACGGGCGAGAAGCGUCGGGAGGAGAGGCUCUCGUCCACGCAGAUGCCGGUUGGCGACAGUUCGUCUCCGAUGGCCAAAGGAUCUAUCGCGCGCCAUGCCCUCGAUCGCGGGCCACCAUACAACACUGUCUCGGGCCCUGGCGCCGUCGCUGGCAGACUAUGA